Messenger RNA from Oncorhynchus kisutch (coho salmon), 4122 nucleotides. Its product is annotated as docking protein 4. Gene Ontology annotation, cellular component: cytoplasm. Bases 510 to 1505 code for a protein of 331 amino acids. The transcript is spliced from 9 exons. The record is from RefSeq and is a predicted model, not a curated record. NCBI's taxonomy places the organism in Eukaryota, Metazoa, Chordata, Actinopteri, Salmoniformes, Salmonidae. Gene Ontology annotation, biological process: cell surface receptor protein tyrosine kinase signaling pathway.
UCUGAGCAGCGCCAGUCGGACUGGACAGAAGAGAUCGCCGCCAGUUCUCCGUGCAGAGCGAAUCACCUCGGCGCGUUCGUCACAAAUAAAAGCACACAGCCAGAAGGCAGCCUAUUCUACGUCGAUUCAUGGAAUUAUUGUCAGGUGGCGUAGGUUGCAUUUAUUACCAAUUCAGUUCGAUAGUUGUGGCUUCUACCCAUCCUGCCUGAAGGUCACAAGCGGAGCUGCUCAGCACCGACCGCCGCGCCCCUUCAGGACUUCGUCACCCAGGGACUGCAACGAAAGGACGAUGGGGGACAACGAGCUGCAAUAGAGGAGUGAGCGCAGUCUGAGGGCAACAGGAUCUGAAAAGGGAGAUUUGGUUGAUUUAGAGGAGGGAGAAGGUAACCCCAGGACUUAAGAGGGAAAGAGGAGAGGAGGGAGGGGGAUUAGGUGCAAGGCUGGACUGGAGGACUGAAGGACUGGAUGCUAUUCUCAAUAGGCCCCAGCAGGUCCCAGCUCCCACAGAGAUGGCCUCCAACUUCAACGACAUCGUCAAGCAGGGAUACGUCCGCAUGCGUAGCAGGAAACUGGGGAUUUACCGUCGCUGCUGGCUGGUGUUUAAGAAGUCGUCCAGUAAAGGACCACGCAGACUGGAGAAGUACACUGAUGAGAAGUCCGCUUACAUCAGAGUCUGUCCUAAGGUGACAGAGAUCAGCAAUGUGAAGAAUGUCACAAGGCUCCCAAGGGACACCAAGCGCCAGGCGGUAGCCAUCGUCUUUACCGAUGACACCUCACGCACAUUCACCUGUGAAUCAGAGCUAGAAGCAGAGGAGUGGUUCAAAACUCUGUCAAUCGAAUGCCUGGGGACCCGCCUCAAUGACAUCAGUCUAGGAGAGCCGGACUUGCUGGCAGCAGGUGUUCAGUGUGAACAUACAGAGCGUUUCAAUGUGUUCCUACUGCCCUGUCCUAACCUGGACAUCUAUGGGGAGUGUAUGAUGCAGAUCACCCAUGAGAAUAUCUACCUGUGGGACAUCCACAACCCUCGCACCAAACUGGUCACCUGGCCUCUCUGCUCCCUGCGCCGCUACGGACGAGAUGCCACGCGCUUCACCUUCGAGGCUGGACGGAUGUGUGACAGUGGAGAAGGCCUGUACACAUUCCAGACGCGGGAGGGAGAACAGAUCUACCAGAGAGUCCACUCCUCCACCCUAGCCAUCGCUGAGCAGCACAAGAGAGUUCUGAUGGAGAUGGAGAAGAACAGCAGAUUGUCUAAAGGUUCUGAGGCGGGCUCCUACCCCUGUACCCCCACAGCCAUCCUGCCCCGCAGUGCCUUCUGGCACCAUAUCACUGGCACCCAGGGGGGCAUGGACCCAGCCCAUGGUGACAUGUUUGGUGGUUCUCAGACUGGCCCUGAUGCAGACCUGCUCUCCACCCGGCUGCCCUCAGAGCCACGCCACGCUACCAUGCCCCUGGCACACAGCCGACACUCCCCCGCCCGCUACCCCACCUACCCCAGCCAGUGAUCCCAGGGGUGCAUUGCAGACCCCUAGCCUCCUCCACUCUAUACACCGCACUCCUCCUAUUCUCCUUUCUCUGCAGUGCUUACCUCAACUCCACGCCCCCUCAUCUACCCUCCAGCCAAUCAGGUUGGGUUGUGGGGAGUGGGCUCUAAGAUGGGGUCAUAGGACCUCCUCUAAAGCUGGGAGCUCUGUGAAGCAGGACGUGAUAGCGCCUCUGGUCUUCUCUUCUUCUUCCAAAGGCUGGUUACCUGAAGGAACUUCAACUCCCAGAAUCCCUCACAGUGGAGGCAAAGUGCAUUGUGCGAGCCAGCAGUGGCUUGUUGCCUCUUAGUGAGCUGACAUUGUGGCAUGGUGCAUCUCUCUUUGCUCUGCUGUGGGUGUGGAGGAGGAACAGGAGGAGGAUGGGUGUGAGCUGUAAGGAUGUGAUUUAGUCUCCUCUCUAACCCCUGUGAAAUGUUAUUUUCUGAUGGGAUUCAGUCAGCUCUCCAUCACCUCAACCCCCUUCGCGACAGACCUCUUCAUGUACCUCAUGCCAGCUCUUAGCAAAGUUCAAUGUUAGGGGCUCAGGACGUCCCCAUACAGCUCUUAUUGGGGGCAGAACAGUAGGACCCCUUCCUACCAUCCCUGCUCUCCAGCAUGAUAAGGAUUGUGGCACUCGCUCCAACCCAUAACUUCAAUCUGACAGACACAUAUGUAAGACAACAGUUUCUUCCCAAGUACUGGCCUUGGCUUCCUUCUUCAACUGUGUGUGGGUGGAAGAGGGACUGUCCCUGGACUACCAUCCAACCAAACACCUGGUCUAAUUCCACAGAGAAACAAAGGACCACUUGUCUUUCAUCUUUCUUUCUUAAAAAAAAAACUUGUAGCAGACUUAACAACCUGACUUUACCUUGUAUACUGUUCUGUCUGAUAAAGAAAAUAGACAGAUUUUUCUGGGAGGAUAGAGGGAGGCAGUGAUGAGAGGGAGGGAGAGCCAUAUGCCUCUGAAGUCAUGACUUCGAUUGUUGUUUUCUCCUGGUUUCCUGCCAUUGGGUUGUGAAGACAUCCAAGGCUGUUCAUAAUAUGGUAAUGGAACCCUGUGUGUGUGUGUGUGUGUGUGUGUGUGUGUGUGUGUGUGUGUGUGUGUGUGUGUGUGUGUGUGUGUGUGUGUGUGUGUGUGUGUGUGUGUGUGUGUGUGUGUGUGUGUGUGUGUGUGUGUGUGUGUGUGUGUGUGUGUGUGUGUGUGUGUGUGUGUGUGUGUGUGUGUGUGUACUGCAUGAAUGGGAUACACAGUUACUGUCAUUUGGCCACUUUAAAACCUAUGUUAAGAGAGAAUUUAGACAUGGUAAAUAAUAAGCUAGAUUUAAAAAAAAUAUAUAGACGUCACAAAGAUGUAGCCACUCCCUCAAACCUCAUCAUUAUUGUGGAGGUCCUUGGUCUGAGGGAGACACCACGGACUGUGUCAUAGUGUGGCUCCUCAUUGAGUUUCCUGUCAGGCACAAGAGUAUAAUGAACUAGUGAAGUUGUGAUAACCAUUGUUAAUGUCCCGUGUUUGUAGCUUCACAGACUUUCUGGUGUGUGGGGGUGGGUUAUCGCCUGACCAAAAUGGUUCUUGACAUGUUUGCACUUGUUUUUUUCCCUUCUUUUUUUAAAUGUGUUUUUGAUAAAUCAGGAGCCAUUGCUCUUAAUUUGGGUCAUGUGAGGGAUAAGCACAGAUCUAGGGCGGGUCCAUAAGUUACCUGCCUCAGAGGACCCUCACAUGGAGUCCUUUCAUUUUAGGGGUGUAGCCUAGAUACUGCUAGUGGGUUAGUUAGUAGAUGACUGUUGCACAAAGAGAGAAACACAUGUUUUUAUAGCUGGAAGUAUAAAACCUGCCCUCUACACAGUUCUUACAGAAGAUUGGGUUUAUAACUAAUAAGGCUAAUUAUUUCAACCCGUCUCAACAUUAUAGCAGAUUUGAUUGACUAUGAACUAAGACUUUCCAACUGUCUAUUCAUUUGUGACACUUGGAUAUGACCCAACUAAUACCACCAUGUAGUUAGAGAUUGGACUAAUAUGAAAUAUAUAUAUAUAUAUACAUACAGUAUUUCACCACUGUUAAAGUUAUUAUAUGUGAAGCUUAUAAAAUGAGGUAAUUUUCUAAUCUCCUUGACUAGGUGUAAUGUUAUUUAUUUGAGUUGGCCAGAGUGGGACAGUCUGAUGUCUAAGGCUACUUGUUAAAUGCUGGAAUCCAAUAAAACACACAUUUACAGAUGAUUUAUCUCAUGUUUACAUAAAGGGCUAAGCUUUUUGUUGAACAUACUCUUUAUGUUUUAAACCCUAUGUAUUUGUGUUUGUGUACAUACAUGAGUUGUUGCUGCCCCCUUGGGUUCUUGAAAAUACAGCUAUUUAUUUCACAUCGUGUGGUCUCUAGAUGUGUGUGUUUGUGAGAGAGAGUGUGCGGUGUAUGGCUGAAUGUUCUGUGACAGGGAUUGUCUGGGGGACGUUUCUUUGAAAUGCAUGCACUCCACACAUUUUUUAUACUGCGUAACGAUGGUAAGAUUGAAAUGUUGUGGACUUGUUCGUCCAGAUAUGUGGGUGAAGAUUUUUUUUUACAGACGUUUACUUGGCACAAGGAAAUAAAGAACGACGAUUCACCUGA